Messenger RNA from Epinephelus moara (kelp grouper), 11887 nucleotides. Its product is annotated as transcription factor 4-like. Gene Ontology annotation, cellular component: transcription regulator complex. The transcript has 13 exons. NCBI's taxonomy places the organism in Eukaryota, Metazoa, Chordata, Actinopteri, Perciformes, Serranidae. Bases 1270 to 2859 code for a protein of 529 amino acids. The record is from RefSeq and is a predicted model, not a curated record. Gene Ontology annotation, biological process: regulation of transcription by RNA polymerase II. Gene Ontology annotation, molecular function: RNA polymerase II cis-regulatory region sequence-specific DNA binding; DNA-binding transcription factor activity, RNA polymerase II-specific; protein dimerization activity.
GUGCAGGAGAAGGAAACAAGGGAAUAAGGGGAGAAAUAAAAGGAGGUAAGAAGGAGAAGGGAGACAAGAGAGGGAAACAGUGAAGGAGAGAAGAGACAAGGGAGAGCAAGGAGACAAGAGGAGGAAACAGUGGAGAAGUGAAGGAAUCAAGGGAGUAAGGGUGAUUAAGAGAGGAGGUAAAAGGGAGGAAGGACACAAGAGGACACAACUGGAGAAGAGAAGAAAAUGAGGGGAAGAGAGGGGAUGGAUACAAGAGGUGAAAACAGUGGAGGAGAGAAGGAAACGAGGGGAAAAUGGAAGAAAUCGAAGAGGAGGAAACAAGGGGUGAUGAAACAAGGGAAUAAGGGAGGACAUAAGAGAGUAGGACACAAGAGGGGAAAACAGUGGAGGACAGAAGGAACCCAGGGGGAGGAAACAAGGGGGUAUGGAAGAAGUAGGAGCAGAUGAAACAGCGAAGGAGAGUAGGAAACGAGAGGGGAGGAAACAAGGGAUGGAAGGAGCGUAUAUAGGCCUAGGAAAGGAAAAUAUAGGCUAAAAGAAGAGAGGAGGAAGAGAUGAGAUGAAACAAGAGAGGAGUGCAGAGUAAAUGAAGUGAGUAAAGAGAAGGAGCAGAAAAAGGAGUUAAAGAGAAGGAGUGUGUGUGUGUUGAAAGAAGCGCGCGCUCUGAACGUGGUGGAAAAAGUGAAUAUUCGGCUCAGUUCAAAGGCAGCCGGCGAGCUGCAGCAGCGCGCGAGGACGGAGGGAGGGAUGACUUCCAGAUUUACUGUGGAAAGUUGAAAGAGUGUCGGCGACCGCGCGCGUGUCCGCGGGCGCCUGGGCUGUACGUGUGUGUGUGUGAGUGUGUGUAUGUAACCUCUCUCUCGCUCUCCGUAUAUUUUCCGUGCGCGCGCGCUGAUGUGUGUGUGAGGAGAGAGAGAGGAAGAGAGAGAAGGGGAGGGGCCCCGCGCUCUCUCUCUCUGCCUACUUUGCAUAUUCCGCGUGCCUCGGCUCGGCCAUAUGGGAAAAUGCAACUGAAGGAAUUGUCGGCGGGGAAAAAAAACGCGCAGGCAGGGACACGCGAGCGGAGCGGCGAGAGUUUGAGAUCAUAACAAAUCCCGAGAAAAGUUAAAACAGCGGAGGAGAAAAGGAAGAAAGGUGGAGAAGAAGAGAAGAGAAGGGGCGGGGGGAGCGUCAUAAACCAAAACAGAGAGAGAGGAAGGGAGAAGAGACACGCGGAGGGAGAAAAGAGGAGAAAUAGAGUUUUUCUUCUUUCUGCGGAGGAGAGGAACGAUGUAUUGUGCGUACACCAUCCCCGGGAUGACAGGCAGCUCACUCAUGUAUUACUACAACGGCAAAGCGGUGUACGCUCCGUCUGCCAGUACAGCAGACUACAACAGGGACUCACCGGGUUAUCCCUCCUCCAAACCUCCCAGCGCUGGCUUCCCAAGCUCAUUCUUCAUGCCAGACGGUCACCACAGUGGCGAUCCCUGGAGCAGCAGUAGUAGCAGUAUGAGCCAACAGGGUUACCACGGCAGCAUGCUGGGGGGCGGGAACUCGGCCCAUGGCCCCACCCAGAGCUCCUCCUACUGCGGGAUUCACCCUCACGACAGAUUGAGCUACCCGUCACACUCGUCUGCAGAUAUCAGCUCCAGCCUUCCUCCUAUGUCCAGCUUCCACCGAGGGGGAGGGAGCGGGGGAGGUGGCAAUCACUACAGCACCGCCUCUUGCACCGCCUCAACCAACGGCACAGACAGCAUCAUGGCUAACCGAGCGCAGAGCUCAGCAGCCAGCGGCUCUCAGACGGGAGACGCCUUAGGGAAAGCACUCGCAUCCAUCUACUCUCCAGAUCACACGAACAACAGCUUUUCGUCCAAUCCCUCCACCCCAGUUGGUUCCCCGCCCUCCCUCACAGCUGCCAGUUCAGCUGUCUGGUCCAGGAACGGUGGACAGGGAGCGUCAUCGCCAAACUAUGAGGCGGCUCCAUUGCACUCUCUGCAAAGUCGUAUCGAGGACCGUCUGGAGCGUUUGGACGAUGCCAUCCACGUACUGCGGAGCCACGCGGUGGGACCGUCGACGGGUAUGGCCAGCGGGCACGGUGACAUGCACAACCUCAUCGGGGCCGCACAUACGCACAACGGCGCCAUGGGCGCUCUGAGCAGCGGGUACGGGACAGGACUGCUGUCAGCCAACAGACACUCCCUCAUGGUGGGCUCGCACAGAGAAGACGGCAGCGGCGUGGGUGGUUUGCGCGGUGGACACUCGAUGGCGGGUCAGGUGCCAGGGCCUCAGCUGCCCGUUCAAUCGGCCACCUCGCCGGACCUCAACCAGCCCGACCCGUACCGCGCUCUGUCCGGAGGCCUCCAGGGCCAGAGCACCUCCUCCGUCAGCUCUGAGAUCAAGUCUGAGGACGAGGGGGACGAGAACCUCCUGCAGGACACAAAAUCCCUGGAUCCGAAGAAGGAGGACGUAGACAGCAAGGACCUUAAAUCAAUUGAGAGCAACAAUGACGAUGAGGACCUGUCUCCGGAGCAGAAGAUGGAGAGAGAGAGGGAACGGAGGAUGGCCAACAAUGCGCGAGAGCGUCUGCGCGUCCGCGACAUCAACGAAGCGUUCAAGGAGCUGGGCAGGAUGGUGCAGCUGCACCUGAAGAGCGACAAACCUCAGACCAAGUUACUGAUCCUGCAUCAGGCCGUGGCCGUCAUCCUCAGUCUGGAGCAACAAGUCCGAGAGCGAAACCUGAACCCCAAGGCGGCCUGUCUGAAGCGUCGUGAGGAGGAGAAGGUCACUGUGUCAUCGGACGGGGCUCCCCUCUCACUGGCCGCCGCGCACCACGCCGCCGCCGCCAUGGGCGACGGGUCGAACCCCUUGGGACAAAUGUAAAACGCAGCAACAUCUCCUCCCCCCUGAUGGUCCAAGGUGCCAGAAUUCAUCAAGAUGAUGAGUGACCACUUCCUCUGACGGCGUUUCCAUGACAACCCAGCAAUCGAUCAACCCCGUCGUUGCUUCAGCCUGACCAAUCAGAUUCUCUGGAUCUUCGGCCCGACCAAUCAGAUCGGCCUCUUUCUCUCCUCUCGUCUGUCUCUGAUCCUCCUCUUCACCUUCGUCUCCUUCUUCUGUCGAGAACACGAACUGCAGAGUCACAUUAGUCGCUUUUGUCACUUUGCAUCUCCAGCCGAAGUGAACUGGAUGCUACUUUGUGGAGACGUUAAACGGCCGCUGUAACAUGGCUGCUACAAAGUGGCAGUUUGUGGGAGCUUUUGACACAAAGUGACAGCAAUGGACAAAAGUCUUUGGAAUCACAUCAUCCAAGAAAUUCUUCUUCUUGUACUACUUGUUUUAUCAGCAUUCCCAGUUUUAAAGAACAAAAGGGUUCUAUAUAUAGUAUAUAUAUAUAUGAGAAAAGGAAAAAAUGACAAAAAAACUUGUUAAAAAAGUGCAACUGGACGCGGGCAGUGAGGAGGGUAUGGGUUGGGAAGGGUUGUUCAGAACGGCGCAAAACAUAUCACGAAGUGUUUAAAGAGGUUUUUUUCUGUUUUUUGUUUUUUUAAGCAACAUUGCGCAGCUGUUGUUGAAUGCAGCUUCAGCGCGUCUCUGACUGAAUGGCAAUCUAACGCCACACUGUGGAUGAAGCUGUGCCUGAUCUCCUCUUGGAUGCAAACCAGUCAGAUAGAUACACACGGAGAAGCAAAGCAAACAAAACAACAAAAAGAACAGGAAAAUUCCAGGAAGUAUCACGGAAGCAAGCUGCCCAUUCAUACAUCCCCUUACAAACCGCACAUUUUCACAUAUUAAAGUAUGAAUUAAAAUGAAGAUUUUAGGUGCUUGAUAUGCCGAGUCAUUUGAACAAAAAUUUAGUUCAUAAACGCUUUUUGACUAUCAUAGAUGCCUAGAAAGAAACGGGGCUAAACAGGAAAAACAGGGGCAACUCGUUCUCCCCUUCUAAUGCAUUCCCUCUUAACCUGCAAACAUUUACAGUAGAUUGUCAGUGUUAUAAAAAUCUGAACAUGUUUCUGUAUUUUUAUUAGUGUUUUAUGCUAAUAGCCAUGUUGACUUUGUUAACAAGCGUCAAAAUUGUACAAACUGCUAAUUUCUUUGUGUGAUCACAAAUACAAACACCUGGACAGUUGUACCCAAACAGCCCGUGUGUAUCUACUGGGAGGAAGAGGAAUACCUAAGGAAUCAAUCAGUUAAUCAAUCAGUCAAUCAGUGAGUAACUCCAGAUGGACUGGGGUGUUUAAAAUUUGAAGGUAGAGGAAUUACAGAAGAAAAACAUGAAGGACGAAUCAUGCAGUAAUGAAAAAGUGUACUUCUAAAUGCGGCAGGAAAGAUAGACUUUUCUCGACAUCUUCAUUUGAGAUUGUUGUUUUGGGUUUGUAGUGCAGAUGCACAAGAGACGACAGAAAGAAAGAGCUCUAGCAAACAUCCCGAACCAGAGUCCAUUGUCAAAUGUUUGUCAGCGUGGGCAGAGCAAGCAGAGUUCAAAAAGGUGUCCAAGCCUUUGCUGUAAUCGAAGGCUUACUGGACAGAUGGUUGAGAGGAUGGACAGAUGAUAGAAAUGCUGGAUGGAUGGAUGGCUGAUGAGAGGGAAGAGGGUCGGGCUGAGCACUGAAGUGAAUUCUAUUCCACGUUUAGCACAUUCCCUGAAUCACGAUCGCUCUACUUGAAAUGAGUUCUUCGGACAUCCCGAAGGCCUAGAGUAGAGUUUUGCAAGUCAUGUAAGGUUAAGGAGAAAAGAUUUAACAUCCUGAGGAGCUAGAGAUUGAGGGAGAGGAGAAAAAACAGAGAAUCUAGAGGUCUAAAUGAUGAUGCUACGGGGGAACCAAGGGAACAAUCAUCAGGGUGAAAGGUGUAUAAUUUUCUUCUGGGGGCCAAGCAGCAGUUGUCAAAGCAUUCCUGUGUUGGAUUCAGUAGAUUCCUUCAUUUCCUGGUUUAAUAUUUGGCUGAUCAUAACCCUAAACCUCAACCUUAGACUUAUCCUCUGCUCUGAAUACCAACCUUGGGGGACUUUCUGAUUGACCUUUGCUGUCAGAUGUAGUUGAGGUGUCUGUUGUUGGGACCAUUGGCUGGUUCAAAUUUUAAUUGGCCUUGAAAUCUUUUGCUUGAUGAAGUUGCAGUGAUGUCUGGCAAGAUUUCAAACACUGUCUUCUUGGUGCUGGUGCAAUGCAUUGCAUCACAGUAACCUCUAUAUACAGCUAUCUGCACAUAAAUGUAGAAUCUGUAGGCUACAGGAUAAGAUUUUGGUAAUGGAAGCAUUCUUCCGAUACCAGCUUCCGUCUAGUAGUAUUGACGGGAUAUGUUUGAGCAGCCAGUAAACAGUCCAUGUGGAGAGGCAGAACGUAUUGGCCAAAAGGCAGUUUCAGAACGCAAUGGGUGUCUUCUGACAACAAUUUAGCUUUAUGUAAGCUUUUUUUUUUUUUAAUGUAUCUGUAUUCAUAUGCAGAUACAUGUUUAUAGAGAUUAACUGAAAAGACCAGUACAUAGAAGAUGAAGUCUUGGCCAAGAUAUCUGCUUGCUCCAAAAGAUCUCCCAAAAUAUUGGUCGUUGCCCCUAGAGGCUUAGUGUCGUCACACCGAUAGCCGAUGGCUUCUAAGAUUAGCAUUAUAGAGACAAGAGACUUAAAUCUAAUCAGGAGUCUGCAGUCCCACUGGGUUCUUGUUAGUUAAGAGCACUAUCUGGACUAGUUGGGACAGGAAAACCAAAACAUCAGUAGUGGAGAGGAGUCAUAAUGUGACUGUUCCAAGGUACCUAGAUGAGCUAUACUUGCAGCUGAAUGAUGGCACAAUUGGUGUUUCUGUGCCAGAGGACCAAAUUUUAGCAGACUCUGGAUCAUAAAUUACAUGCCUGCCAGAUUAGGCUAGGUUUUAGGGUUUCAGACUGGCAGCACUUGCGGCCAGUCUUGGCCCCCAGAAUAAAACCAAUGUGUUAUUUGUCAUGAGUCUGGCAUGAGUCCAGCAAGCCUGACGCAGGGUUCAGACAUUAUGAUCAUCUUGGUUUGCUCAAUAUAAAUGUAAAUUCAAAACAUGUGAGGCAAGUCCAAUCCACAAGCCCAAGCACUAAUAUGUUACUUUAGAAUUUGGCAGUGCUGCCUCUUGUUCUUUGACUUGCCAAGGUUUCUUGGGUAGAAGUUCAAUAGAAGGAUCAGGACAAGGUGGGGCUGAUAGUGACAAAAGUCAUGAGCGUGACCAGGUGAGAACUGGAACAAAUGAAUCAGGACCGGAUAGAUCAGAAAGAAAUCCUUAUUGCAUUGCUAUCCAUCAAGGUCUACUUUGUGUCAAUAGGUGAAAGUAAUUGGAAUAUCUGCAAGAACGUCCAUCGUUUUCUGGUGUCAAUCUGAAAGUCCCCUUUUGCCCUCACUCCAGUUUGAACCCUCCUCUGUCCAGGCCUAUGUUUAAUCCCCAGCCCUAGUUCUGUCUUCUCUGCUGACCCUAGCCUUAUGAGCCCUACACCAGAGCCCUAGCCCCUCUUCCCAGCUUCUUGUCCCACCUAAGCAGUCCCACAGAUGCAAUUUGAACAUUCACACUUCUACCAAUGUGCCUUUUUAGAGUUCAUAUCAUUCGAGUUGCCAGAGGAGGACAUUUACCUGGUCUUUUAAUAGGAUGCAAGCUUAGGGAAACCUGUUCUUAGUCGUUAGGUUCUAUGCAGUCAGGUUUUUUACCAGACCUGGGAAUUUAAAAAAAGCUAAAAAGGAAAAAAAAGUAUUUUUUGGAUAAAAAAAAGAAAAAAAGAAACUGUAUUUAAUGUACUGUACGCUUAUAUGUAAGUAGACAACGUGUUCUGGCUUUGAGCCACUGAGACAGACGCUUGAUUUAGCAAAACGAGCCCCCAUCCCAGUCCUCCCUCCCCAAGUUCUCCAUAACCCCCAACCCAUCCUGUUCCAAGCCCCAGCCCUGUUACCAUGGUGAACAAUGCGUCUCUUCUUGUAUUAUAGCUUAUCAGCUUUUUAUCAAUAUUUGAUCGGCUUGUCCGUAAGCCAAUGUAGUCUUCAGUACAAAGUGUGUGGUUGUAUGUUGUAAAACAGAUUUGCUUUUUUUUCUCUCUCUCUCUCUCUUUUUUAAGAAGAAUCUUUUCGCUUAUUACUUUUUCUUUGUCUGUUCUGGUUUACAUGUCUAUUAUAGAAAAUGUAAAAAAAACAAAAACAAAACAAAAACAAAAAACAACACAAUUCGUUAGCCGACAGCAUUGUUCUCUGUCGGUGGUCAUUUUGACGCGGUUAAAAUCCUACCCAAUCAACAGGAAGGCACGGAAACUGGAAAAGAAUCUAUUUGAAUAAAUCAAUCUAUAUAUAAAUGUACAAAAAAGUAUAUACGAUAUAUAAGGAGGGUGCCAUUUUCUGUUAUUUUUUUAUUUUCUGUUGCAAAGGAGUGUUUGCUUGGGGAGGAAUUAUUUUCUCAAAGACUGAACUGGCAGAAGUUGGCAAGGCCCCUCAGUGUUAUAACUUUUCAACUGACUUUGUUGUGUUCUCUGUUGUUGCCAUGACAACACCCUCUGACUAGUACGGCACCCCGCGCAGGACAAAAUGGGACUGGAGUUCCAUCAGCUCCAUUCACUGCUAUCUAUCCAAGGCAACAACACACAGACGUUUGUAAAUUGUAUGCAACAAAAUGGCAAACUUUACCAUUAUUUUGAAAUUGUGUAUGUAAAAGUUAUAUUUUUACAUGUAGACUGUUGUUAUUUUGUGUUUUAGAAAUAUGUUGUAUCGGUUUUUUUGUUAAAAUAUGAAAAAGUAAAAUUCAGUGUGUGUUGAAAAAAUGUGUCACAUUGAAAAUGUAGUGAGGUCAAAAGUUCAGAAUCAUUUUUUCUUUUUUAAUUUUUCAACAUUAUGUUUAUAUCUGUGGGGGAACAUUUUUGAGGGUUCGUGGGAGGAAUCAGAAAUCAUAAAAGAUAUAUGAUAUUUGUUUAAUUCUCCAUGCCUCAUGACAUUACCAUUUUUAAUUGUAUUUUUUGCAGAGAAAUGUGUAAAUAGUCAUAAAACAUUUUCUGUGGGGUUUCUGUGGGGUGAGGACUUGCCAGUGAGAGGCGACGAUGAUGAUGAACUUGUUUUGUUUUUUAGUGAGGUCGUAUUCGUCCGGUUACAGUAGCCAGGUGCCAACUUUUGGUUUCGGUCAGUGGUGGUCAGUACUGUUUGUGGUUUUGGUUGCUGACCAUCUGAAGUGUAAGUCAAAUUGUUGUCUUUGCUUCCACAUAAAAAAAUCACUCGUGUCAGAGUCGGCAUUGGGCUUUUUUUUUGUUGUUUUUGUGAAGAAUUUAUUUUGACUUUCAAGGAGGAAAAACAAGCUUUUACAACUGCCUGUUGUGAUAAUUGCUAUUCUUAGGGAAAGUGCAAAUGCAAAUUUAUAAAGAUACAGGAUAUUGUAACCUUAAAAAUUCUUGAUUUUAUUAUGUUCACGCAUUUCCAAAUUCAAAAGUUAUAAUAAAGACAAUUUGGUUAUAACAUAACACGCACCUUUUUUCAAAAAAAAAAAUUCAAAAAUUUUCUGUUUACUUACAUAAAUUAUGGCAAAAACUUAACCAAGAUACCCGAAGAGAGUUCACAGAUUUAAUUCAUUUUGGUUCUACCUGGUGGCUUUGGGCCGGCUCUGACUCCUGUGCAUUAAUUUUCUUCAAGAUGGGUUGUAAAUGUUGAUUAUAUGAAACACCCUCAGCACCUGAUUCCAGAUUAAUAUAUGAAAAUUUUGUAAAAGAUUGGAGUGUCACUAAUAUAAAAAAGCAGGUCGUCAGCAAACAAUCUUAUCAGCUAUUUCCCCAAAAAGAUAUCAGAUUGAUUGUGUGCAAGGCAGUUUCAGUCAUUUGUUUUUAGUGUUUGCCAUUAAAAUUGAGCUUUUUGUCAAAAGGAACAGCUGCUUUGAAUCGGACCUAGGUGAAACACUAGGAUUGAAUCUGUCAGUGUAAGUGCUAAAUGUAUUUUUUACGUAAUGUUACUUUUGCUAUGCUUCAUUUCAUAUUUUCUCUUUGUUGUAUAAUCAAGUCAUCUCCCGAAUUACAGUAUCUUCAUUUUUAUGUUACCCCUGAUGUUUCUAUUAGCCAAAAUGUUAACUUUUUCUUUUCCCUCCUUGUUGUACAUACACACCUCAUUUCUCUUUUUCAGUGACUGUGCCAUGAGCUUUGUAAUCUGUUACUCUGUACCAGUUUUACUGCAAUAAUGAGUUGAAUUCAAAAUGGCCACUCCUGUCCUUUGUUUUCCCAGAAAUGUUUGAAACAAGAAGCAUUUAUCUCUUUUCUUCUGUUAGCUAGCCCCAUUUAAAUGAACAAAUACACUUGAGUAUACUCCAGACACGAGCAAGAACCAACAUCAGUAGCACAGCAAAAUUUGAAAUUUGGUACAUUUUAUAAUACUAAAUUUAAUUUGUUUGUUUUUUUCCCAAUGCAAAAAAACUAGAAACAUUUUAAACAGUUUAUACAAAUAACAAGUAUUGAUAUUAACGUGGCAUUUCUUUUGCAGAAACGUACUAUUAAUUCCUGUGAAAGAAAAUGACAAAACAAGCCUUUUUUCAUGUCUUUAAUCUCUACAGAAAAGUUUAAGUCAUGCAAAUGUCCACUGCCAGAUGAGAAAAACUAUUUCAAACUCCUGCCAAUAUUUUAAAUCUCUUCUUGCUGAGUAUUUCACGUAAUACAUUGAAUAUUUUUACAGUUUCAUAUUCAUAUAAUUCCAUAGAAAUAAUCUAUACUCAAGUGCAUGUCUUACACUUUGAAAACUCAGACUGAAUCAAAAUUAUCAAAUCUCAUUAGUAUUUUAGUUUUUAUGAAGUUGUGCUGACAAAGGUGAAAUUGAGAUAGUUUUACAGGUUUACAGGUAAUUUUAAAAUCCCCAAGGGGCCUGCCAUGAAAGGAAAUACAAAGAAAAUAAUACUUACAAGAGAUUUAAUUCAUUUUUUAGACAAUACUUAUUUUAUGGUCCUAAUUAGCUGUUUUAUUUCAAGUUGCAAUGUAUAAAAUCAUUUGCUAUUAGCACUCAGUAGGUUAUAGUCAACACUAGCAGCAGCAAUCUGUUUUUGACAUUUUACAUUUCAAUAAAUUCUGGAUUACGUUCAUUGGUGAAAUAUUUGACAUUUAGCAUCAUGGUUUUUCUGUUGCUUACUUCUACCAAACACCCAGUCAGAUUAGAAGAUGUUUCAUCUCUGUGUGUCCAUUACAGAGGUAGGUCCUCUUUAGCCUAGCUUAGCACAAAGACUGCUAGCCUAAUUCCAAGUGAAAGAAAUACACCGUCCAAGAGCUCCAAAGCGGUCUGAUUUACAUUGUGUAUCUCUUAGCCAACAGGCAAGUCACUAACCCAUCCAUGAGUCAGCUGGGUUUUGUUAUCAGAGGGCCAGGUGAGCUCAAACCUGGCAACUCAUCAGUUAGCUUCAGUGCUAACUGCUGCUAAAACCACACAGUUACCUUUCUGUUUCUACACCUUUUCCAUAAACACAUGAAAUAGACACAUUUGGAGGUGAUGCCCAUUUUCAGGAACACAAAUCAAUAGGAGUAUGCAGAAUUGUAGUGAACUGACCAUGAAAAGUUCUGAAUUUUGUCAUAUCUAACUUGCCGCCAUUUUUGUGGAAAUUUUUCUGUCGUCACAAGAUGAUAACAUCUAUAUUGUAAAUUCUACACUCACCUACAAAGCUAUGAUUGGUUGUUUGUAAAACUGCCCUCGAUGACAUAAACAGCAGACAUGUUUGAAUCUAUGAAAAAAUUCAGUGUGGGCAGCGAUUCAAAGGUCGGGGAGCAGGGUACAAUUUAAUGACUGCAGAGCCCAGAAUUUUAAAAAUAAAAGUUAAAGGAAAAUUUGUAAUACCAGGAACAAAUUUAUUGGCAACACUGAAAAACCUACCACAGCAUACAGUACAGUAGACUAUAGUUUCCAACAACAGUGUGAGCAACAAGCACAAAUAACAGUUGAUUGAGGUGAUGUCGACUCAACCGCUUAUGUCCUCUCUGUAAGUAUGAUUUGCCAUUUUUAAAGACAUCCUUCAUUUUUCAGUAUUAUAACCAUGUGAAGGUGAAAAUAUAUGAACUGUGGCCUUUUUUCUUUCUUCUUGUUCCUUGUGAUGCAAUUCAGUGAAGAGAUGGGAAAAAAAAUACGUAUAGCAGAACUACCCUGUUAUCAGUGCCUGGGCUUUUUGUUAAAGCUUCUUUUGUCUAGUGCUCUUUUGCUAUGGAGUAGGCUUAGUGCACCCUAUUAUAGAAGCAAAAGUCAAAAUAAAUCAAUCAUGAAGUAAAGUAUAUUUGGCUUAUUUUUUGCAGGGGCAAUCCUUUUGUACCAUGAAUACUAAAAUGAAUAAGUAAAGAAAAAAAUUGACGUCAGAUUACUGUAUGAAAACAGCAAAAAAAAAUUCCACUUUGUAAUUUUUGGAAAUGUUCAAAAGUGAAUGAUGAAAAUGAUUUGCUACUUUAUUUUAUUAUAUUUUAAGAUGUUUUAUUUGAGCCGUGUGUUACUGAAGACAAGCCUGUGUGAUGGGUCACAGUUAGAGGUCACAGUUGGGGGGCGUCCCAUCCCAGCCGGCGACAGAUGACGAUACGAAAUAUCAGAAAACUAGAAAUAAAAAUACAAAAACACAGCAGUUACACUUUUUCCCCAGUGUGUGGCUGAGUGCCUCAAAUCUUGAUUUCAUUGUAUCUUUUGGUGCAUGUGUUCUUUUCUACGCUUCCAUUUUCUUAAUUAUUUCUGGUUAAUGUUGAAUUCUUUUACUUUGUUUUUUAUGUUAAAUAAUUAUUAUUGUCUUUAUGGUUGCUGUUAUUGUUGAUGUUGUUAUUAUUACACUUUGUUUUUAUUCCAGAUCAGUGGAGGUGUUGGGGAACAGGUUCUUUUUGAUUUCUGUGCUGAGGGUUUUAUUCUUCCUCGUACCAGCCCAACAGUUGGCCGUUUGUUGCCUGUUGGUUCUCAUCUUGUAGUGAUUCUAUGAGGUUCAUGUUCAUGACCGUUCUGUAGCAA